AUGUUUCAACCACCACUCAAGGACCAACCGUCCCCUCUCUGGCAGAAGGCUCUCGAGAACUUCCGCGAAGAGCUUGCCGGAGACGAUGACCUUGCAAUGAUCCUGGGGACAAAAGGUGUUGAAGAAGUGCUUCAAGAUGCAAAAUUGCUGCAGCCUGUCGGAUCUCCAGGGAGGAAGGCACUGGAAUCCGUCAAUAGACUGAAGCCGAUGAUCAAAUUUGUUAAUGAUUUCUCCGCCGUGUUGGCCGUCACCUUCGGUGCCGACACUAUGAUGACAGCUGUGGUCUGGGGCAGUAUCCGAAUGAUACUAACACUGGCUUCUUCUACUGGUAACACGCUUCAGGAAGUGUGCGACAUGCUUGAGGAGCUUAGUCUGACAUUGCCCCGUUUUCGGACGUAUGAGCGGACGCUCCCAAUGAGUCAAGAGUUGGAGGACUCACUGCUAGCGGUCUAUACGGAGGUCAUCUGCUUCUAUGCGCGAGCGAUUCACUUCUUCCGCGGCCAUAAGCACGUUCACGUUGUUCGAAACUCCUGGCCAGAGCUGCGUGGAGAUUUCAACAGGACGAUCCAGCGGAUACGACGGCUUUCCUCAACCGUUGAGAGCGAGGUCGAGCUCACGCGCAUGCGCCGCGAUAAUCGGAAAUAUCACGAGGUCCUCGAAGUCAUGUCGAACCUACGCGCUCAGCCACCUGCAUAUGAGAAGAAAAAAUACUACUACCUUCCCUUCAGCGAAAACCCUCGAUUCUGGGGUCGCGAGGACAUCCUUUCCCAGAUUCAAAGCUCGUUGGAAGUGGAAGGAAAAGCCACGUUACGGUCGUUUGCGCUCCAUGGAAUGGGCGGGGUGGGAAAAACACAGAUCGCUCUGAGAUACGCAAAUGAUUCGCGUACCAAGUAUGAUGCAAUAUUCUGGCUUGCUGCAGACAAUCUUGUCACGAUUGGACAGAGUUACCGAGAGAUCUCAAAAUGCCUUGGACUGACUAAAGCCGAUAUGCAAACGGACGACAAUGCAGUAAUGCUGGGGGUGAAAGAGUGGCUCGCGGAGACGAAUAAUGCCGACGACCUGGACCUAGCGAAGCAUGCUUGGCCGAGAAGCUCCUCGGGCUCCAUCCUGGUAACAAGCCGGGACUCGAAUGCGGCCUUUGCCCUUGCUUCAGAUGGCUGUCUGGUCACGCCUUUCGAUAUUGAAACUGGUUCGGCCGCGCUGCUGAACUUCCUCGGUGCUGACCAGACGUCACAUCCCAAUCAAAAGGAAGCAAAAGCAAUUACUACUGCCCUCGGCGGGUUACCCCUCGCACUCAAUCAAAUAGGUGGCUUCAUAGUACAUCGAAAAGUUCCCUUGCAUAAAUUUCUAGCCUUGUACGAGAGGAACGCAGCGAGUAUUGACAGCAAAAGCGCGAGAAAUAUGGACUAUAGUCACACUCUGGCAACAGUGUGGGAAAUGUCCCUGGAGAAGCUUUCUGGGAAUGCAAAGGCGCUUCACAUGUUGCUGUCCUUCCUCGAUCCCGACUGCGUUCAAGAGUCUUUGCUGAGAGAAGAGUCGGGCAAUAUAGAAAAUCCCGAAUUCCAAUUCCUACAGGACGAGAUGGAGAUUCUCGACGCAGAAGAACUGAUGCUCCAAGCCGGGCUCGUUCAAAAGUCCGAGGAAAAUGAAGUGCUUUCUAUUCAUCGACUUGUCCAGACAGCUGUCAUCAGACGAAUGAGUGAUAAGGAACGGCAAGCAUACUUUAGCGCAGUCGUCGACCUUCUAUUCCCUACUUUCCCUGAUACAUACAGUGCCGACCUGGGUCAUCAGGUCGCUUCAUGGUCACGAUGCGAGAGAAGCCUCCCUCAUCUGCACCAUCUUUUGAAGCAAAACGAAAAGUUCAAGGUUUACGUGGGGAAUAACCAGAAGUUUGCGGAACUUCUGUAUCUUUAUGAACGGGAGAACUACAGCAUUGCACGAACCUACAUAGAGGCAGCUAUGGGGGUAUUUUCCGAUCGCAGCACACUAGCAUAUGCAAGCGCAGUCGAGUUGCAAGGCCUCAUCGAGCUCGAUAUUGGCCACCCACAGCUCGCUCUAGAAUCUUUCCAACAAGCAUACAACUGCCGCGCUGCACUACUUCCAGCCAACGAUUCAUUCUUGGCAGCCAGCUUCGUCGAAAUUGGCCUCGCUUAUACGGAGAUUGGAGAUCUAGAGAAGGCACACGAACACCUUCAGCGAUCCAUCGAUAUCCGUUUGGAAGCCAACAGCGACAGAAUAGGAAAUUCGUACAGCAACAUGGCCAGUCUGCUACUACGCAUGGGAAAGCCCGAUAGCGCAGAGGAGAUGCUUAAAAGGUGUCCCUCCCUGAAGGAUUUCACGGACGACACUUUUCUCAAAACCGGCAACCCUCGGUUCUCUGGGGAUAUGGUGUUGCUCGCCCGUAUAAGAAUGGCACAGGGCUUGCACGACGAUGCGCUUCGGCUUGCUUCUAAAGCUCUGACGUUUCGAAGAGGGUGCUUAGGUGAGCGUCUGAAAGUCUGCGACUCCCUGUACCAGGUUGCAGAUAUCUUGCAAUAUCGAGGAGACUCGGCUUCAGCAAUUCAACUACUCGUAGAGUGUGUCAAGAUAUCUGAAGCUCUUCCAGAAUCCGAAGGCCAGAGGCACCUAGCCCGAGCGCUAUUCAAGCUAUCCAAGGUUCUCGAGUCGCAGGGAUGUAGUCAAGAGAGUGCUGAGUAUAUGGAACACGCUGUCAGUGUCAAGGAUAAUAUUUCCAAGAGAGAUGGAUGUGCAUCCGACUUCGCAGGUCUCGUCCCAUGGAUGCUCUGGUAA
Aspergillus viridinutans is the source of this 2790-nucleotide messenger RNA. RefSeq lists its product as uncharacterized. NCBI's taxonomy places the organism in Eukaryota, Fungi, Ascomycota, Eurotiomycetes, Eurotiales, Aspergillaceae. Gene Ontology annotation, molecular function: ADP binding; protein binding. The transcript has 8 exons. The coding region runs from base 1 to 2790 and encodes 929 amino acids. The record is from RefSeq and is a predicted model, not a curated record.